AACUUCCACAGCUGAUCAGCUGAUUACAGGCUCAGGAUUGUAAGGAAACGUGGAAGAAAGUCUAAAAUUUUGAGAAAAAAAUCGAGAAAUUUGGCCCAAACAUAAACCAGUACGCCAUGCCAGUCGCAGUUGCUGAUACAGAGGAGAAGCCAAGUUGGGCUGAUUUGGUUGAAGAAGCUGGUGAGACUGGAAGUACAGGUCAAAUUCCMCCUCGCACAGAAGUUGAAGAAGGUGACAAAAAAAUAGUUACCCAAUACAGGAGAAAUGAGGAGGGAAAACUUCUAAAGGUUGUAACAACUUACAGAAUAGAAACUAUUAGAGUAGCCAAAGACAUAGCAUUAAGAAAGCAAUGGCGGAAGUUUGGAGACUGUGAAAAAGAUAAACCUGGACCAGACUCCUCAACAACCAUCAUUGGUGACGAUGUGUUCCUGACACUGAGCUCAAGUAAAGAGAACCCAGAUGCUCCAGAGGAUGAUCCACUAAAGAAGCUGUCGGGACAGAAGAUUGUCAGCUGUCGUAUCUGUAAAGGAGACCAUUGGACCACCAAGUGUCCUUAUAAAGAUCAGUUGGAGGUCAUCCAACAACAGCUGAAAGAAGAAGAAGCAGGACUGCCUGGAACACCACCAUCAGAACCAGCAAAUCCCCAGCCUAUGAACACUACAGGAAAAUACAUUGCUCCUGGGUUACGAGAUGGCGGAGCAAACAGACGAGGGGAAACCAUGCCACACUCUCAAAGAGAUGAAAAUGCUACAAUAAGAGUUACCAAUUUAUCUGAAGAAACGAGAGAGUCGGAUCUACAAGAGCUGUUCCGUCCAUUUGGCCCAAUAUCAAGAAUAUUCUUAGCCAAGGAUAAAUUCACCAACCAGUCUAAGGGAUUUGCUUUCAUCAAUUUUGUUUACCGUGACGAUGCAGCGAGAGCCAUACAGAGCCUGAGAGGUUUUGGAUAUGAUCACUUGAUUCUCAACGUUGAAUGGGCCAAACCAUCAACCACGCAAUAAACGUCAGUCCCAGCCAACCCUAAUAUUGGACUGAUAGACACCUGUCAGUCAAACAAUACCUAGAUCACUUACCAGUAAAAUAUACCCUAUGAAAAUAACCCCCAUAAUAAAUAAUCUUGAUGUGAAGGAA
Molecule: messenger RNA, 1128 nt
Organism: Actinia tenebrosa (Australian red waratah sea anemone)
Lineage: Eukaryota; Metazoa; Cnidaria; Anthozoa; Actiniaria; Actiniidae
Product: eukaryotic translation initiation factor 3 subunit G
Cellular component (GO): eukaryotic translation initiation factor 3 complex; cytoplasm
Molecular function (GO): translation initiation factor activity; RNA binding
Source: RefSeq, a predicted model, not a curated record